Molecule: messenger RNA, 1746 nt
Organism: Lolium rigidum
Lineage: Eukaryota; Viridiplantae; Streptophyta; Magnoliopsida; Poales; Poaceae
Product: probable glucuronosyltransferase Os02g0520750
Exons: 4
Coding region: 205-1503 (432 amino acids)
Biological process (GO): glucuronoxylan biosynthetic process; plant-type secondary cell wall biogenesis
Molecular function (GO): glycosyltransferase activity
Source: RefSeq, a predicted model, not a curated record
UCCUCUUCACCCACCACUUUGACACAUUCCCCUCUCUCUCUGCAGUCUUGUGCUCGCAAGCAACAAAGCAAACCCCCAUUUAGCUCUUCCCUCUCUCCCCUUCCUGCUCCAGCAAUCUUCUCUGCCCCCUAACUAAACACUUCCUCCCUAGGAUCUCUCGCCCUGCUCCUCUCUCUGGGAAGCUUCUUUUUCUAGCUGGGCAAGAUGGCGCCCAUGGCGGGCGCGAAGCAUGGGCGGCAUCCUGUGACGGCCCUCCUUGUGGCCGCCUGCUUCUCACAUCUCUUGUUCCAGCCGCUGACUGCCGCCGCCGACGCGGUGGAAGGGAGGGACGCUCGGCGGAACACCGAGCGCAUCUCAGGAAGUGCUGGUGAUGUGCUAGAAGACAAUCCUGUUGGGAAGUUGAAGGUUUUCAUCUAUGAUUUACCAAACAAGUACAACAAGAGGCUUGUCACCAAGGAUCCCCGAUGCCUCAGUCACAUGUUUGCUGCCGAGAUAUUCAUGCACCGUUUCUUGCUCUCCAGUGCAGUGAGGACGGUUAACCCUGAAGAGGCUGAUUGGUUCUACACUCCUGUUUACACUACUUGUGAUCUAACUCGUGCUGGACUUCCGUUACCAUUUAAGUCUCCAAGGAUGAUGAGAAGCGCGAUCCAGUUUAUCUCAAAAAAGUUGCCUUUCUGGAAUAGAACUGAUGGAGGAGAUCACUUCUUUGUUGUUCCACAUGAUUUUGCGGCAUGCUUUCAUUAUCAGGAAGAGAAUGCCAUUGCACGUGGAAUUCUUCCACUGCUACGCCGUGCUACGUUGGUUCAAACAUUUGGACAGAAGAACCAUGUCUGCUUGAAAGAGGGUUCUAUCACGAUACCGCCAUUUGCACCACCACAGAAAAUGCAGGCUCACUUGAUUCCUCCCGAUACUGCCCGUUCAAUCUUUGUUUACUUCAGGGGAUUGUUCUAUGACAAUGGGAAUGACCCCGAGGGUGGGUAUUAUGCAAGAGGUGCUCGAGCUUCAUUGUGGGAGAACUUCAAAAACAAUGCUCUCUUUGACAUCUCCACAGAACACCCUGCCACCUACUAUGAAGAUAUGCAGCGCUCAGUCUUCUGCCUCUGUCCUUUGGGGUGGGCACCAUGGAGCCCUAGGCUGGUGGAGGCUGUGGUUUAUGGAUGCAUUCCAGUCAUCAUAGCUGAUGACAUUGUGCUUCCUUUUGCCGACGCAAUCCCUUGGGACGAAAUUGGUGUUUUUGUUGACGAGGAAGAUGUUCCAAAGCUAGAUUCAAUUCUAACGUCUAUUCCAAUUGAUGAUAUCCUAAGGAAGCAAAGAUUGCUUGCCAAUCCAUCAAUGAAGAAGGCCAUGUUGUUCCGGCAGCCAGCGCAACCCAGAGACGCAUUCCAUCAGAUUCUAAACGGCCUUGCUCGCAAACUCCCACACCCAGAGAGUGUAUACUUACAGCCUGGUGAGAAGCAUCUCAACUGGACAGCCGGGCCUGUUGGAGACCUGAAGCCUUGGUAACACAGAAUCUUCCUUGCAAGACUUGGCUUUGAUGACCUUGUGAUGUUCUGUUUUUUUGUACCUUUCUCGUAGAAGUUUUAAGAUCCAUAGAGUUCUAUGGUAUUUAACUGUGUUGUAUAUUCUCUGAUAUCACUGAGAAGACUGAACUAAAAAGAAUGCAGAUUUUACCGGACCAGAACCGAUUGUAACUUUGUAAUUAUAUAAAGAAUUAAAGAAAUGAAAUGACCAUACUUGUCAACCUAA